Messenger RNA from Xenopus laevis (African clawed frog), 5366 nucleotides. RefSeq lists its product as uncharacterized. The record is from RefSeq and is a predicted model, not a curated record. NCBI's taxonomy places the organism in Eukaryota, Metazoa, Chordata, Amphibia, Anura, Pipidae.
GUAGUGCGCUGGAAUAUACAAGACUUGUGUGUUCAAAUAAGGAGCACAAUGAUUGAUGAGUUUGUGGGGCGGUGGGUGUAGUGUGGGGGUAGUUGGACUCGCUGUACAUUCCUGGCAUCUCACCUGUAGAACUUGUUCCUCAAACUGCUGCAACUGAAAGUAAAAUUCCAUUUGGUCUGAGUUGUACUGGAAAGAACACAGAUCAGUGUCACCCACUGGGGCCCUAAUGAACCGACACGAGAUGGGACCCCCAGGGAUGGAGAAAAAACUGGGAACCAGCCUGAAUCCCCCCGUCCUAUUCUGCUUUCUACUGGCCUUACUGGUGGGAACUGAAACACUAGAAGUGAAAGUGAGCGACUCAGCAGUGAAAGUAGUGAAGGAACAAGAUGUGUUUAUCCCAUGUACAAUCAGUGGAUACGGCAGCACAGAACUGGAUCUACAGCUUCUCUCUGUCCAUUGGAGCCGGGGAUCUGACCCAGUUUAUAUCUAUGACAGAGGCUCCCCCAACCCCAUCAGGACUGGAUCAGAAUUAGACGUUCGUCUGAUUAAAGGCAACGCUGGGCUGUACCUGCCGCAGGUACAAAUGAAUGAAGAGGGACAAUAUACCUGCACUGUUACUUAUAAUAAUGAGGAGGCAGAGGGGAGAUCUUCUCUGGAGGUGUCAGUUAAACCCAGUGCCAGGCUGGUGCCCUCUGAUGUUAUUAUAGAGGAAGGAACAGAGAGGGGGGUUACAUGUCACGCCAAUAAUUAUUACCCAGAAAUGAUAAAGUUCCAGUGGAUAAAACAUCUCAAUGAUGCCCAACAUGUUGUUCUGCGCCAAGGAGUCUCCACCAAUGAGCCGCUAGAGAAUGGGGACGGAACCUUCAAUGUAACCAGUCAGCUGAUGUUAAAGCCUUCUAUGGAGGAUGAUGGGGAAAAGUAUUCCUGUAUCAUAUCCCACAGAUCCCUGGGAAACUCUCUUGUUCUUGAUUUUGUUCUGUCUGUAAAGGAGUGGUAUUCCAAAAUAAUCGGAGCUGUGUUCGGAACUCUGGCUGCAGUGAUACUGGUGGCAGGCAUUUCUUGUGGCUAUUUCAUUUUUAUCAAAAAAGAGCCGCCCAGACUUUCUCCAAUAACGGGAUCAGAACUUUUGCUCCAUGAGAAAAAGGCGACUCUGUCCUUCCAGAUCUCUGGUUUUCGGCCCAGGGACAUCCAAAUUACUAUAAAUUUGAAAAGAAAAGGGGGAGAAUCAGCUGAAAUUUACUCAUGGAAUUCUGAGGGACAAACUGGUUCCUCUGCCCCACGGAACAGAGACGGACGGGACACGACAGAGAUGGAACAGUUAUUGAGAAAUGGGGAGACUAUUGUGCCCCCAGCACAGAGGCAGCUGCAAGUGGAAAUGGUUAAUGUAAUAAGAACAAAUAAAAGGGGCAUUUCCAAGUGUCAGUGCACAAUCCAUAUAACUCCAGACAUGCACAAAGAUGAUGGGGCAGAACUGACAGUGCAGGUCACUCACAUUACUCUGAUCUCUCCCAUCUCUGAGUCCUGUCGGCUGAAAGUGAUGAAAGAACCCCCAAAACAUUCUCCAUUUAGUGGAGCGGAACGAUUGGUGCACAUGAGAAAAUCGACUCUGAGCUGUCAGUUCCCUCAGUCCCUCCCAGAACCCACUGACAUCACUUUAUAUUUACAAAGAAAAGGUGAAGAACAGAUUGAGAUUCUCUGUUGGAAAUCUGGAGAAAAAUCUCUGCCAUUUACUGUAGUGUCAGAAAUCCCUGAGGUGCCAGUGGCUACUGAGCCAAAGAGAGAAGGGCCAGUGAGUAAUGGGAAUGGGACUAAUCUGCCCCCAGCACAGAGACCUCUGCAAGUGGAAAUGGUUCCUGUAAUAACAAAUAAAAAUGGAGAUUCCAACUGUCAGUGCACAAUCCAUAUAACUCCAGACAUAGAGGAAGAUGAUGGAGCAGAACUGACAGUGAGGGUCACUCACUCUGCCCUGAGACUCCCCAUCUCUGAGUCCUGUCGGCUGGAUGUGAACGAAGAGACAAUGUUACUGGUGAUGGAUGAGGAUUAUAGAGUGAGAGUUGGCCCAGCACCCCGGGACCCUACAGAUAAUUUUCAUGAAAGGGCAAUAACACUUGGGAGACUUGAUGGAUUAGAGAACAUUGCCUUGAGUCCAACUGGGAAACUCUUUGCCAUCCGAGAGGGAAAACUCUACAGCGGCCCAGUAUCAUCUUGUACAAACCAAAUCUUGUUUUCCCUUGACAGAAGAAUUGGGCGCAGUGGGUGGGACAUGUUUAAACUCCUCUCAUUUGAUCCCAGGGGGCUUCUCUGUGCAGUUAAACAUUCAGGAACAGUUUUUAGGGGUCCACACCCAGACAAUGAAAGCCAGAACUGGAUUGGUGACCUGGGUGUACAUGUAGGGCAGUAUAACUGCAGUGAUGUUGACUCUGUCUUCUUUGACCCACAAGGGACUUUAUAUGCAAAAACAAGUUAUGGUCAAAUUAAGACAUUAUUCAAACCAGCAGAGACAGAUAGUGAUUGGUCGGAUUUAGGAACCGCACUCAGACAAAGAGACGGCAGAGAUUCUCCCCAUGUGAUUUCUUUCUGCCCUGAGGGAAACCUCUGGUGGGUCAGUAAGGCUGAAGGCAAACUGUAUAAAGGGCCACAGCCAACUCAACAGAAUACAGAAUAUUGGGGGGUCGCCACGUUCUUGGGUCAGGACUAUAAUCGGUACAAGCUGUUUGGGUUCAUAGGAGGAACAUUCAUUCAGAGGAUUCAGAAGUUUGAGUUCCUCCCUGAACUGGGAAAAAUUGUCAAAGAAAUGAAUAUAAUAGUAAAUGUAAAGACCUAUGAUAAUAGCAAAGGGGACAACACACUCAAUGACACUUUCAGUUUUGAGGAAACCAUAAAGGAAAUAAGUAGAUUUAUUUAUGAUCAUAACAUUGUGUUUAUGGAGGAGGCAGAAACGAGUUUCAUUGAGGGAAUUCCUGUCAUUGACACGGGAAGAGAUUCCAAGAUUUCACUUGAUAAUAACGUCACUCACCAGUGGGAUUUCACCAACACCAAUGAACGAGAGGUUACUUUAUCUCUACAAGAACCUGUUGUGGUUGAAAGUGGUAAAGCUGUACGUAUGGAGGUCUCAGUCCAGAAAGCCAAAAUAAGUGUUCCCUACAAGGUCCGGCUACUCACGGUCCAAGGCCACAGUGUAACCAUUGAAGGCAGUUGGGAAGUGAUAAAAUUCUAUAAUCUGAGAGCGACACCAAGAGAAGCCCGGAGGGAGAGACGCUACUUCUUGGCACCAAAAAGCAUCUGGGUAGAGGAGAGUUUCUUCGUCUAAUCUCAUCUAAUGUCAAUGGAAAACCCUGGCUGGGAAAGUGACACAUUGAGUAAUGACACAACAAUACAGACUGAUAAUUUGAAAAGCAAGGGACCUAAACCCCACAAAAAUUCUUCAAUUCUUGGAGCGGAACGAUUGGUGCAUAUGAGAAAAUCAACUCUGAGCUGUCAGAUCCCUGAGUCCCUGCUGGAACCCACUGAAAUCACUUUAUAUUUGCAAAGAAAAGGUGACGAACAGAUUGAGAUUCUCUCCUGGAAAUCAAUGGCAAAUAAGACAAUUUCAGAACAGUUAGUGAGUAAUGGGAAUGUGACUAAUCUGCGCCCAGCACCGAGGCCACUGCAAGUGGAAAUGUUUCCUAUAAUAACAAAUAAAAAUGGAGAUUCCAACUGUCAGUGCACAAUCCAUAUAACUCCCGACAUAGAGGAAGAUGAUGGAGCAGAACUGACUGUGAAGGUCACUCACUCUGCCCUGAGACUCUCCAUCUAUGUGUCCUGUCGGCUAGAGGUGAACGAAGAGACAAUGUUACUGGUGAUGGAUGAGGAUUAUAGAGUGAGAGUUGGCCCAGCACCCCGGGACCCUAAAGAUAAUUUUCAUGAAAGGGCAAUAACACUUGGGAGACUUGAUGGAUUAGAGAACAUUGCCUUGAGUCCAACUGGGAAACUCUUCGCCAUCCGAGAGGGAAAUCUCUACACCGGCCCAGUAUCAUCUUGUACAAACCAAAUCUUGUUUUCCCCUGACAGAAGAAAUGAGCACACUGGGUGGGACAUGUUUAAACUUAUCUCAGUUGAUCCCAUGGGGCUUCUCUGUGCAGUGACACAUUCAGGAACAGUUUACAGGGACCCACACCCAGAGGAUGAAAGUCAGAAAUGGGUUGGUGACCUGGGUGUAUAUGUAGGGCAGUAUAACUGCAGUGAUGUUGACUCUGUCUUCUUUGACCCCCAAGGUUCUUUAUAUGCAAAAACAAGUGACGGUCAGAUUAAGAUGUGGGUCAAACCAGCAGAGACAGAUAGUGAUUGGUUGGAUUUAGGAACCGCACUCAGACAAAGAGACGACAGAGAUUCUCCCCAUGUGAUUUCUUUCUGCCCUGAGGGAAACCUCUGGUGGGUCAGUAAGGCUGAAGGCAAACUGUAUAAAGGGCCACAGCCAACUCAACAGAAUCCAGGAUAUUGGGGGGUCGCCAGGUUCUUGGGUCAGGACUAUAAUCGGUACAGACUGUUUGGGUUCAUAGGAGGAACAUUCAUUCAGAGGAUGGAGGGUCUUGAGUUCUUCCAUGAAUUGGGGAAAAUUGUCACAGAAAAGAGUAUGAUCUUAAAUACAGAAACCUAUGAUAAUAGUGAUGGGAGCUCCACAUUAAAUGAGACUUUCAGCUUCAAGAAAAUGAUGAAGGAAGUGAGUAGAUUCAUUCAUGAUCAUAACAUUGUGUUUGUGGAGGAGGCAGAAACGACUUUCAUGGAGGGAAUUCCUGUCAUUGACACGGAAAGAGAUUCCAAGAUUUUACUUGAUAAUAACAUCACUCACCAGUGGGAUUUCACCAACACCAAUGAACGAGAGGUUACUUUAUCUCUACAAGCACCUGUUGUGGUUGGAAUUGGUAAAACUAUGCGUAUGGAGACCUCAGUCGAGAAAGCCAAAAUAAGUGUUCCCUACAAGGUCCGGCUACUCACAGGCCAAGGCCGAACUGUAACCAUUGAAGGCAGCUGGGAAGGAACCACCUUCUAUAAUCUGAGAGCGGCACCAAGUGAUGUCCGGGGCAGGAGGAAAUAUUUUGGCUAUACAUUAACAGACAGUUGUGAAGAGGAGAACUACUUUGAUCAGAGGUGACACAAGGGCACCCAAAGAGAUAAGUCGGUGGGAAGCAUUGGGAUCUAAGUGUUCCUUCUCCACUAGCAGCCACCUCCCAGGUUAUUCCUGUAGUAUUUCACUUUCUUCUCAUUGGGAAGAGACUGCAAAAUCAUCUUGCUAUUAUCUUACAUACAAAGAGUAUUGUGCCAUUUUGUUUUGAUUUCUUUUUUUUUUUUGUUUUAAUGUGGGUAGCAUUAAAAAUUCCUUCUCUUUU